CAGAGGUUCCGGGCUGACCCAGAGCAGCAUGGGGCAGUGAUGCUGCCUUGCCAGCAGCGGGCACUGAUGCUGGGAGCACCCUGUGCUGGGGCCAUGGGCCCCCGGGCACUGGCAGUCACGGACCCCCGCUGCUGCCAUGACGUGCCCCACGAUCUCGGCCUCCUGGGACCCCCAACCCCGACAAGCCAGGCCUGACCCAGCUAGCUGGCCAUGCUGAUGUAUCCACCAGGUAUUGUGCGGAGGACUCCGCACCCCUUCCCCGAAUGCAUCAGCGACUUCGCCUUCGCCGGGUGGAUCCCGGUCAUCGGGGAGCUGCAGAAGCUGCUGGCACGGGGGGAGUACAAGCCCUUGUGCCCGGCCCCCCUCUUUGAGAGCAACUUCCUGCAGGUGACCAAGCAGGGCGAGCUGGUGGAUCUGCACAACCGUGGCAGCCUGGUGACCCUGGGCAUCGCCGCCACCAGCCCCGCCCUGCUCCUGCCCGACGUCAUGAUGAUCGCCCGCCCCACGGAGAGGCCCCAGGGGGAGCCGUUGGGCCCCAGGGGGGCUCACGUCCAGCCGGGGCUGGAGCUGACCCGGCUGAUCCCGCUGGAGCUGGUGAGCAUCUUCCUGCAUGACCUGGGGGAGCAGCGGCUGAAGCUGCGCCUGGCCACGGGGCGAGUCUACUACCUGCAGCUCUGCGCCCCCCGGGGGGAGGAGCGCCCGCUCUUCGCACGCUGGCUGCGCCUCAUCUACCUGCUGAGGGCCCCCUCGGACAGCUGGGCCAGCGUCCCCUCCUGGCACGCCGCCGACCUGCGUGGGCGCAGCGCCAAGCCGCCCCCCAGCCAGCGGCUGCGGCCCAUCCAGGAGGAGGAGGAGCCCGGAGCCCUGAAACCCCAACUUGGGGAGCCCCCGGGCAGCGGGAGCCAGACCCCCAGCCAGGGGCAGCUGAGCGGGAGGCAGCGCCCAGCCAGCCCCACCAGGGGGCAGCAACCCUCCACGCAGAGCGUAGGGGGAUGGGGGUCCAGAUGCCCCACAUCACCCAGCAUAGCAGCCCCGGUGAGACGCUCCCCCAGCACCACUCAACUCCUUGAUGGUCUUUCCAGGUCCCGGGCAAAGGUCGCCAGCCCCUGGACGCAGCAGGGCCCAGUGUCCGGGGAGCCGAGCGCAGAGAGGAACCAUGGCCAGCUGAGCCUGGACAUCCCCCCUGGUUCCCGGAGCCCGGCAGGAACCCCGAGCCAGCGUGGAUCUAGUGCAGCAUCCAGAGCCACCACGGCUCCCGGCUCCCCUGAGCGAUCCAGAGCCUCCGUGGGCGUGGGGCGCUCGGCGAUGGGCACGGCCUCCGUGGGCGUGGGGCGCUCAGCGGUGGGCACGGCCUCUGUGGGCGUGGGGCGCUCGGCGGUGGGCACGGCCUCCGUGGGCGUGGGGCGCUCAGCGGUAACCACAGCGUCGGCAGCAGCGGGUCCAUCCAGGCCAGCGAGCACCCAGCCCUCGGGGAUGGGCAGAGAGAUGGAGCCGGGCGAGAGAUCCAGGGAGCCCAGCACGGAGAGGAGCCGAGCCCCGCUGGGCCACGCCAGCCCCUCCGCGGAGCAGGGCAGGUCCCGUUCCCAGAGCCAGCGUGAAUCUAGUGCAGCAUCCAGAGCCGCUGUGGCUCCCGGCUCCCCUGAGCGAUCCAGAGCCUCCGUGGGUGUGGGGCGCUCGGCGGUGGGCACGGCCUCCGUGGGCGUGGGGCGCUCAGCAGUGGGCACGGCCUCCGUGGGCGUGGGGCGCUCGGUGGUGGGCACGGCCUCCGUGGGCGUGGGGCGCUCGGCGGUGGGCACGGCCUCCGUGGGCAUGGGGCGCUCAGCAGUAACCACAGCGUCGGCAGCAGCGGGUCCAUCCAGGCCGGCCAGCACCCAGCCCUCGGGGAUGGGCAGAGAGAUAGAGCCGGGCGAGAGAUCCAGGGAGCCCAGCACGGAGAGGAGCCGAGCCCCGCUGGGCCACGCCAGCCCCUCCGCGGAGCAGGGCAGGUCCCGUUCCCAGAGCCAGCGUGAAUCUAGUGCAGCGUCCAGAGCCGCUGUGGCUCCCGGCUCCCCUGAGCGAUCCAGAGCCUCCGUGGGCGUGGGGCGCUCGGCGGUGGGCACGGCCUCCGUGGGUGUGGGGUGCUCGGCGGUGGGCACGGCCUCUGUGGGCGUGGGGCGCUCGGCGGUGGGCACGGCCUCCGUGGGCGUGGGGCGCUCAGCGGUAACCACAGUGUCGGCAGCAGCGGGUCCAUCCAGGCCAGCGAGCAGCCAGCCCUCGGGGAUGGGCAGAGAGAUGGAGCUGGGCGAGAGAUCCAGGGAGCCCAGCACAGAGAGGAGCCGAGCCCCACUGGGCCACGCCAGCCCCUCCGCGGAGCAGGGCAGGUCCCGUUCCCAGAGCCAGCGUGAAUCUAGUGCAGCGUCCAGAGCCGCUGUGGCUCCCGGCUCCCCUGAGCGAUCCAGAGCCUCCGUGGGCGUGGGGCGCUCGGCGGUGGGCACGGCCUCCAUGGGCGUGGGGCGCUCGGCGGUGGGCACAGCCUCUGUGGGUGUGGGGCGCUCGGCAAUAGCCACAGUGUCGGCAGCAGCAGGUCCAUCCAGGCCGCCCAGCGCCCGGCCCUCAGGGAUGGGCAGAGAGAUAGAGCCGGGCGAGAGAUCCAGGGAGCCCAACACGGAGAGGAGCCGAGCCCCGCUGGGCCACGCCAGCCCCUCCACGGAGCAGGGCAGAUCCCGUUCCCAGAGCCAGCGUGAAUCUAGUGCGGCACUUGGACCAACCGGAGCCACCGUGACCCCCAGCUCCCACGAGCGGCCCAGUGGCUCCAGGGCUCUCAGCUCUCCGCAGCCAGCCAGCUCGCCCAUAGCUGCUGCUGCACCUCUGGAGAGAUCUCAACUCUCCGCAGGCGUGGGGCCUUCGGAGGUCACCACGCCGGCCCUGGCCGUGGGCCCCUCUGGGCAGAGAAGCCGGAGCAGCUCCCGGUUGGAUCGAGCCAAGAGACAGGGCACGAGAUCCAGGGCGACAGUUGGAGAAAGCAGCAAAGGCAAAGCCCGGUCCAGCUCCCGCAGCGCCGGCCAGAAGAAGCCGUCCAAGGAGAAGAGAUUGGAGUCGAAGGGGAAGUUGAAAUCGGCCCUGAGUUCAGCCAGGCACAGGAGCAGCCUCACAUUCGUGACCAUCUACAGCGCCCUGUCGAACUCGCUGGACAAGCUGACGGGCGGGAAGCUGAGACAGAGAAGGAGCCAGGAAGAUGCCAAGACGCAGUUGUCUUCGAAGCCCUCCAAGCGGGUCACCAUCUCGGGCGUGGUGCAGCUGUCGGGCCAGGGCAGCCAGGAGACCAGCUCCGUGCCACCCUCAGCUAUGGAGAGCAGCGGGGAGCAGGGCCCGGCUGGCUCCGGGGCAGCUCCACAGCGGGAGAGCGGCCCACUGCCGAAGGUGCAGUCUGGGGGAUCCAGAGCCGCCACAGUUCCCAGCUCCCCCGAGCGAUCCAGAGCCUCCGUGGGCGUGGGGCGCUCGGCGGUGGGCACGGCCUCCGUGGGUGUGGGGCGCUCGGCAGUGGGCACAGCCUCCGUGGGCGUGGGGCGCUCGGCGGUGGGCACGGCCUCCGUGGGCGUGGGGCGCUCGGCAGUGGGCACAGCCUCCGUGGGCGUGGGGCGCUCGGCGUUAGCCACGGCGUCGGCAGCAGCGGGUCCAUCCAAGCCGGCCAGCACCCAGCCCUCGGGGAUGGGCAGAGAGAUGGAGCCGGGCGAGAGAUCCAGGGAGCCCAGCACGGAGAGGAGCCGAGCCCCGCUGGGCCACGCCAGCCCCUCCGCGGAGCAGGGCAGGUCCCGUUCCCAGAGCCCCAGAGGGAGGCCAAGCCAGCUGGGGUCUAGCGCCGUGUCCAGAGAUUCUGGAGCAGCUGGGCCUUCAGAGCGAUCCAGAGCCUCAGUGGCUGCCGGCCCUUCGGAGAGAUCCAGAGCCUCGGUGGCUGCCGGCCCUUCAGAGCGAUCCAGAGCCUCGGUGGCUGCCGGCCCUUCAGAGCGAUCCAGAGCCUCGGUGGCUGCCGGCCCUUCGGAGAGAUCCAGAGCCUCAGUGGCUGCCGGCCCUUCAGAGAUGGCUACGGUGUCGGUGGCCGUGGGUCCGUCCGAGCUGGGGCCAUGGAGCAGCGCCCGGCCCUCGAGGAAGGACCAGCUGAGCCUGCCAGGCAGGGGAUCUAGAGAGCGCAGCAAGACCGGGAACCAGAGUGGAAGCCGAAUCAGCUCCCCGAGCUCCAUCAGGGAGGCUGGGACCCCCGGCACUGUGGCAGCCCUGGGCAUGGAAGGCGAUGAUGUAUCUAGAGAGACAUCCAAAAAGUCCAGAGCCUCUGUGGUUCCAAGCUCGCCAGAAAGAUCGAGACCCAUUUCUCCAGGUUCUGCUGAGAAAUCCAGAGCGUCGGUGGCUCCAGGUUCUGCUGAGAAAUCCAGAGCGUCGGUGGCUCCAGGUUCUGCUGAGAAAUCCAGAGCGUCGGUGGCUCCAGGUUCUGCUGAGAAAUCCAGAGCGUCGGUGGCUCCAGGUUCUGUGGGGAGAUCGAGAGCGUCGGUGGCACCAGGUUCUGCAGAGAGAUCCAGAGUUUCGGUGGCCGCUGGCCCAUCAGAGAGAUCCAGAGCAUCCGUGGCCGCCGGCCCUUCGGAGCUGGCUACGGUGUCGGUGGCCGUGGGACGGUCCGAGCCAGGGUCUCUCAGCAGCGCCAGGACCCCGGGGACAGGUGCUCAGAGGGCUCCGCACACCGGGAAGAGUCCGUGCUCUGGGGCUCCUCUGGGGACGGAGGCUGGCGAUGCAUCCCCGGGCAGUGCCUCCCUGGGGAGAUCCGGGGAGCAGAGCCGAAGCCAGGCCAGGGAGGAAGGAGGGGCCCGUUCCCAGAGCCCCUCGAGGCAGGCGCCCCAUGCGAGAGCUGCAGACUCUGUGACCCUGGCUCCCUCCAAGGACCAAGGGCCCAGCAGCACCCGGCCCUUGGAGCUGGACAGACAGCGGGAGCUGGGCUGGGGAUCCAGCAAGACGAGGAGCCGGAGCAAAGGUCGGCAGGAGGAGAAGCGGCACCCCUCUGUGGGGCACCCCACCAGCAGAGGCGGCAGUGAGCAGGCUGCAGUCAGAAUGAAAUCCCAGUAGAGGCCAGGCCGGACACAGCCAGCGCUGGAGGAGAGGAUUCGUCGCCCGGCCCGGGGAGUCUCUCAGGGACAGGACGUCUGGAGGGCCUAGGCUGGGGGAUCGGGGCAGGGAGCAGCUAGGACGCCCCUCAGUGGCCGGCCGGCCAGGAGCACGGGGCAGCGAGUGUCACGGCUUUCCCAGCUUUGCCUAUUAAAAUUUGCAGUGAACGUUG
Messenger RNA from Mauremys reevesii (Reeves's turtle), 5299 nucleotides. RefSeq names its product mucin-19-like. Bases 211 to 5088 code for a protein of 1625 amino acids. Lineage: Eukaryota; Metazoa; Chordata; Testudines; Geoemydidae. Gene Ontology annotation, cellular component: nucleus. The transcript is spliced from 13 exons. The record is from RefSeq and is a predicted model, not a curated record.